CAGGCAAUUAUCUUUUUGGUGGGCCGUCUCAUCUGUUGACAUUCCAUCUGUCCUCAUUAUGAAUCCUACCCCGAAAGCCAACCUCUUCGAACUCAAUCCCAAUAUCAAGAGGCUUUUAACCAUUGAUACUUUCAAGGGAAAUGUGUCGACGACCGAAUUUGUAGAGCAAAUUUCGAGUAAUGUCAUUCAGCAAAUGAAGGACUACAGCGGACAAGCUGCGUUUGAUCCCAAACCCUUUAUCCGUACCUUUGAAAAUGUGCUUGACGAACUAAAACAACUGCGCACCAGAGUUCAGCAACAAUGCGAUGAAUUGGAAGCUAAUACACAAAAGGCCGACCUUCAAUACAAGAAAAAUAUCACGGAACUACAAGACUCAUUUGAAGACGUCUAUCGAUCGUAUGACGCAUUGGAAAACCGUCUUGGUGAUGUGGGAAAGACGGCAAUUCGAAUUGGUGAACAAUUGGAAACUAUUGAUAACCAGCGAUCCAGGGCUUCCGAAAGUCGUGAUAUUAUUGAGUAUUUUAUGGAAUUUCAAGACGGCAGUUCAGAGCGAUUGGACAUGUUACGAUACCAGAGUGGGGAUGAAGGGCAAUUCAAGGCUGCUAUUAUUGGCCGACGGUUGAAUGCUGUAGCCAAGGAAAUGGAUACCAAUAUGCGUGCGCGAGUGGCUAUUGAAAAGUUUUGCGAAAGUUUUGAAAAGGAGAUGCUCGAGGAAUUUGAUAAAGCUUACAAGGAGGGCGAUCCACGCGUGAUGGCGCACUGUGCCAAAGUACUAUUCGAAUUUAACGGUGGAGCCUCAUGUGUCAAGAUGUACGUGAAUCAGCACGAAUUCUUCAUGUCGAAUCUGAAAAUCGAAGAAAUGGAUCACAUAAGGCAGUCGGAAGAUCAUUCCGAUCUCUCCGAUCCCAAUAUGGCUCCACCCGAAGUGGAUACAAGUCUUGUAAAGUUAUAUGAUGAUAUCCGCAUUACCGCGAGAAGAGAAGCCGAGAUCAUUUCCGAUGUUUUUCCACAACCGGCCAUGGUGAUGCAAGUAUUUUUGCAAAGAACAUUUGCUCAAUCGAUUCAAAAUCACAUCGAGCUCCUAUUAUCACGAGCUGAACGAUAUUCCCAUUUGGCAUAUUUGAGAACAUUGGCUUCCACUCACGCCGAGACCAAACGAUUGGUGGAAAAUCUGAAAUUCUACUAUGACAAGGAAAUGAAGCUAACCAACACAAAGGAGAUUAAAGGAUUGGUUAUUACCGCGUCCCCGGAUGAGGUGUUGGAUCGGUGCAUGGAAGAUUUAUUCGUUCCCUACACCGAAGGCGAUCGGUACCUGAACAGGGAAAAGAUCUCUCUCAAUGAACUGUUUGGUAGUAUUGUCGCCGAAUUCUUAAGCUACAUGCAACAACGGAAAAAGACAUCCAUGAAAAACCAGUCCGUGUUGACGCGCACACUGAAUCAAAUUUCGGCUUCCUCGUCGUCUGGCAUGCUUUCUGCUUCUUCCUCGUUGCAAAAUGUCAAUGAAGCGGGUAAAAUGUCCCCUGCGAGUACAAACCCGUUCCAUACGGAUUCUCCCCAUCAUGAGACGGCUGUGGCACCGCGAGUCAACCUUGUCAGAGUAGACGAAGGUGGCUUCUGUUUGUUAUCGAAAGAUGCCUUGAUGCGCCUUUUUACCAUCCACGUGGAAGCCAUCUUGCGUUGUGUGGAAUUGACCGAAACCCAGGAACUACCUGCCUCGAUUCAGGUCCUGUUUGCUCUGUUGAUGGAUUUCAUUGGUACCAAGUAUUUGGACAUUGUCUUGGACGAUGUAUUGGAAGAACUGAGUAGCAGAAGCGAGCCUGAAAUGAUAUGCUUUCCAGUCAUCAAAGCGUCCAUUGAAAUCAUGCAGCUCGUUCAAGAACAUUUCCGCACCGCCAUCAUUCCAUUAAUCAUCAACGCACCGUCCUAUCAUCGUGAUAUUCUCAACCAAAAGAAUGCUCUUUUAUCCGCAUUAGAGGACAAAAUCAAUGGGGUAUUGCAAAAGAGCAUCACAAGUAUAUCGGAUUGGUUAAAUGAAUUACUGGCGAAACAAAAGAAGAAUGAUUUUAGACCAAGAGAUGAAGAAGUCGUGAUGAUGAGUGCCGGCACCACGCCAUGUAUGUUGUGUGUUGAGUUUAUCACCAAAGUCUACCGAUCAGCGAGAGAAACGCUUCAGGGGAAAAAUCUGGAAAAUCUGUUGCUUAGGAUAGGCAAUAAUUUUUAUUCGAUGCUUCUAGAUCAUUUUAAGAAAUUCUAUGUGACACCAACGGGCGGACUGUUGAUGACAAAAGAUAUCGCCAAAUAUCAGGAAGUCAUUCGAAUGUUUAAUAUACCUGCUUUGAACGAUCGAUUUGAGAUGCUUCGACAGCUGGGCAAUAUCUUUUUGGUGAAACCCGAAAUUUUACGAUCGAUACUUUCAGAAGGAUACCUGGCGCGCUUGGGAUCGGAUGUACUGCUGCCCUACCUGGAAAAACGGGUCGACUUUAAGAGUGCCAAGCUUGAUCGCAUGCUGGGUAUUACCGUAGACAGCAGUGGUGCGGUGGGUUCACCGGCUCGCCCAGAAAAUGCAUCUGGAAGAAGUCAGCGUCGAUCUCUGUUUGUCAAUGACAACACCGUACUCAGAGAAAUGAUGAGCCAUUACAACAACAACAGGGAUUUCUUGUCCGCUUUUAAUUUGGCUUAAUAUGGAGAUUUCUGUAUUCAUCCUUUCUGUUUACCCACUUCUCCUUCUUUUAAUGGACCAAGAAAAAAAUUUAAAAUAAAAACAAAAAAAAAAGCAGAUGGAGGGUGUUUUGAGUAGGGCAUGGUGAUCGCCCUUUUGCCAAAAGUGAAGUUGAGUAGAAUUUUCUUUUUUUCU
This is a messenger RNA of Radiomyces spectabilis, 2854 nucleotides long. Its product is annotated as exocyst complex component Sec10-like protein. Gene Ontology annotation, cellular component: cytoplasm; exocyst. The record is from RefSeq and is a predicted model, not a curated record. Gene Ontology annotation, biological process: exocytosis; Golgi to plasma membrane transport. Lineage: Eukaryota; Fungi; Mucoromycota; Mucoromycetes; Mucorales; Radiomycetaceae. The transcript is spliced from 17 exons. Bases 59 to 2680 code for a protein of 873 amino acids.